Molecule: messenger RNA, 2296 nt
Organism: Bactrocera tryoni
Lineage: Eukaryota; Metazoa; Arthropoda; Insecta; Diptera; Tephritidae
Gene: TTLL3B
Product: tubulin glycylase 3B
Exons: 3
Coding region: 50-2170 (706 amino acids)
Biological process (GO): cilium movement; protein polyglycylation; cilium assembly
Cellular component (GO): cilium
Molecular function (GO): protein-glycine ligase activity, initiating
Source: RefSeq, a predicted model, not a curated record
UUCCAAAAAAAAAUUUUCGGCUUCUGCUUCUAAAUUUGUUGUAAACAGAAUGCAACGUUCCUCAACAUCUUGGCCAAAUUAUAGAAACCAAUACUACAAUCCCGUCUAUAAAAUCCGUUCAUUAAUACAAUCACUGGACGCCGAAUUGGCGGCACUCUCACAUCGUUGCGCAGUCUCAAAAAUUAACGUACUAAAUCCAACCGCAGCGAACGUAAAUUAUAUACUCGGUCACACUAGCAGCGGCACGAAAUACAAAGCCUAUCCGGAGGUGAAUAAAAGUAUGGCGAUUUUGAGUGACGGCCAAACGGCUAGCAAUGCGCAAACACGCACGCUAUCGAGCAUCUAUCGCUCACGUGUGAUCGAUGCGUUUCGCAAUCGUCGCAUAUUCACCGUUUACGGUAAUUACCAUACCAUCCGGCGCGCAUUGCUGAAUCGUGGUUGGCUGGAGAAGCUGUCGCCGAAUCGUUAUCCGAAAUUGCAAAGCUUACCCGAGGAGGUAUUGCUGCAGCAUGCCAAGCGUGGCAAUGACUAUGAGGCGGUGGCCAUUUCAAAAAUCAUUAGUCACUUUCCGGCGUUUUUCAUUUGGCAACCGAAGGCACAACGCGAUUCGCAUACGGAUGUGCUGCCGCUGCGUAAUCGUGUGCGACGCGGUCGCAAUUUGGAUUUUUCGACCAAAGUUGGUUUGAUCGGUUGCGCCGAACAGCAUCAGUGGUUCCAUCAGCAGGGUGUUUGCGGCAUGAGUCAUCCACGCUUCUAUCGACUGGGUGGCAGUUCGGAAGAGCGCAUGGCAUUCAUAGAGGAUUUUCGUCAAACGCAGUGUCGCAGUUUACUCAAAUUUAUCUUGGAGCAUGGUCAACGUUUAUCGGAGUUGGCGGAUCCGGAUGAGGGUACUAUACCGAUAUCUGUGGUGCAUUUCGCUGUGACAAAUUUGAAAAAACAUUUCGAUGAAUUCGAACAUCGUACACUGGAUGACGAUGGCGAAAAGAAUACGGAAAGUGAAAAUAUCGAAUGGCAGAACUUUAUUGCCGAUUCCAAUCAAGUUAUGCGUAAUAAUGCCAAAAUUAAAGUGACUGUACCGUUGCUGGAGGAAGUGUCCAAAUUAAGUCGCAUUUAUUUGGCAAAAAUAGAAGAGCGCCGUCGAGAUUACAAGUGGGAUGGUUGUCGUAAUCUGUGGAUCCUAAAGCCCGGUUAUCAAUGUCGCGGUCUGGGUAUUAUCAUACGUAGUUCCAUUGAUGAGAUUUUGCAAUGGGCAACCAACAAUCCGCAAAGAAGAUAUAUCGCACAGAAGUAUUUGGAACGUCCACUCUUGAUACAUAAAACCAAAUUCGAUAUACGUCAAUAUAUGCUGCUCUCCAUUAGUGAUUGUACUCUAUCUAUAUGGUUAUAUCGCGAUUGUUACUUGCGCUUCAGCUCACAGGAGUUCACCAUCGAUGAUCUGCGUGAAUCAAUACACUUAACGAAUAAUUCGGUACAGAAGCGUUAUAAGAACAAACCAAAUCGUGAUAUACGUUUGCCGAAGAACAAUAUGUGGUCGUUGGAACAAUUCAAAGUCUAUCUAAAACAUUCAAAUGCCCCCGACAAUAUAUGGGAAGAACGUAUUUAUCCGGGUUUCAAAGAGAAUCUUAUCGCUGUUGUGAUGGCCAGUUUGGAGGAGACUGAUUUUGUGGAAAAUUCGUUCGAAUUGUAUGGUUGUGAUUUAAUGUUAGACGAACAAUAUAAUCCGAUAUUAAUUGAAAUCAAUUCUACGCCGGAUCUCUCGCCAUCCACCGACGUGACGGCACGUAUUUGUCCUUUGGCUUUGAAAGAUUUGGUGAAAGUCAUUGUCGAUUUGCCGCGUAAUCCACUUUCGCCCACUGGUAAUUUUGAGCGUGUCUACGAGGUUAACUAUAAGAUCAAAAGAGAUUUCGAUCCCGAAGUUGGUUUAGACAUUUGUGGCAAAGCAAUGACACUAUUCAAACAAACAAUAGUACCGCAAAAGAAGACGCCAAUUCGUUUGCCGACCAAAUUGAUUAAGAAAACAGAACAUGCAAUAAAAGUGCCAUUGAAGCGUUUAAGAGGACCAGCUGCACAGAAAAAUAAAGCACAAAUGGACGCUGGUGUAACUGAACCCAAAAUUCUUAAAUCCGCCGCUAAAGAAGCGCUAGCACUACGCUACACCGCCCCAAAGUAAUAUGAAGAAGGAGGCGAAAUUGCAUUGUUCAAUAACUAAUGUUCAAAAGUUUAUUAAGACACACAUGCCAUUUUAUAACAGUUAAGAACAAAUUAACUAAGUGGAACAAUAAUAAAAUUUUUAUAU